AAAAAAAAAUUGUAAUAAAGAAAAAAAGGAGACAAAUACAGUGGAAAACAUAAUAUCUAUCACAAGACACAAGUAUUAUCAAGCUGUGAAGAACAACUCCAAAAAGGAAAAAACUGAGGAAUGGAAAAAGAAGUCGAGAGGGCAAAAACCAUUCACAGAUUAUACAAACUGUAUUGGAAGAGACAUUAUCCACAGUGUUCAUGCGUUUUGGCAGAGGAAAACCAAGAAGGUACACAGCCCAAUUCUUGUGACACACACACACACACAAUUCUAACCGCAUCACUUUCAUCUUUUGUUGUUUUAAGAUGAUAUAAAAAGCCUCAGCUAAUCCAAUGAACAAGACACACACGCGCAUCCAUUGCUCUCUGUAUUCAUAACCAGACAGAGAGAGAGAGAGGGGACAGUACUUACUAAUGGAGGUGAGAGGCCUGGAGAGCGGUGAAACAAGCGUGUUCCGGAUGCCUCUUCAUUACCCGCGUUACACUAUGAAGGAUUACCAAGACAUGCCCGAGUGGAAGCUCGACCGCCUACUAUCCGAAUAUGGCCUCUCUACUUUCGGCGACUUGCCUCACAAGCGGGACUUUGCUAUGGGUGCUUUUCUCUGGCCAAAUUGUUUCCAAAUCUCAAUGUCACCGCAAAAUCCAAAGGUUCAUCAAGACAACUCGGCUUGAAACUUAGCCAAACCGAUGAUAGAAAGUCUCUUCAGAUAAAACAUAUGCCUCUAAGCUUUGAACUAGCUGAUGCUAGAAGUCCUUUUUC
Messenger RNA from Tarenaya hassleriana, 759 nucleotides. RefSeq lists its product as uncharacterized. NCBI's taxonomy places the organism in Eukaryota, Viridiplantae, Streptophyta, Magnoliopsida, Brassicales, Cleomaceae. The coding region runs from base 414 to 671 and encodes 85 amino acids. The transcript has a single exon. The record is from RefSeq and is a predicted model, not a curated record.